Molecule: messenger RNA, 3521 nt
Organism: Acipenser ruthenus (sterlet)
Lineage: Eukaryota; Metazoa; Chordata; Actinopteri; Acipenseriformes; Acipenseridae
Product: pre-B-cell leukemia transcription factor-interacting protein 1-like
Exons: 12
Coding region: 193-2763 (856 amino acids)
Source: RefSeq, a predicted model, not a curated record
CUUGUGUCCGCGCCUCUCAUUGGCUGCAGAGCCUGAGGCUGGCUCAGGCGCGCUGUCCCAUUGGACCAGGACUACUGCCAAUCAACUGAGGCUGAAAUCCCCUUGCAAAGUCCGAGUCCAGUUUGUGAAGGAAAUUCACACGCAGCUGCAGCACGAACGGUUUUCCUGUGCAGAGCUGCUUGGCAUUCUGGGAUGAUGUCAGGUGACAACUCCAACAGCAAUGGCUCCCCUUCCAGCUGGACUAUCCUGGGCCCAGAGGGAUGUGCCGUGGAGAGCGUGGGCCCAGGGGAUGAUGGGAUAGCCAGUCCUCCAGCUGCUGAAGCACUGACAGAGCCCCUUUCAGCUCCAGAGCCGGAUCCCUCAAGCACUGACCACCUGAAACGGAAGGAGGGGCAGAUCCUGCAGGGGUCUGAGCAGGCCGGAGCUGAGAGCCCGGGGGGCCCCUUGAGCCCCCCAAUCGAAGAGUCCAAUAUCAUCCCCAUUCCCCCGCCCAGCGAAGACCCGCAGCAGGAAGGGGAGGAGCUGCGGGAGGAAGGGGAGGGGCCUGGUCUGGCCAGGAAGAUGUCUGAUGCCGUUAAGCAAGCAGGUAUGCAGUUAGUGGACGGAAUCCGCAGCUGGGGGAGGCGUCUGAUUGGUCGAGCAGGAGGUACUGAGGAUGUCUCUGACUCGGACAGCUCAAACGGAGAGGAGGAUGAAGGGAGUGUGUUGAGGAGGAGGAGGGGAGCCCAGCGCUUCGAAGACGCCCUCGAGAGGGGUCAGGAGAUCCCCCCGGGACGGGACGGCCAGGAGGGAGGGGGGCUGUCCGUGAACAAGUGCAUCGUGGGAGCUCUGAUCGUGCUGGUCCUGGGGCUGGUCCUGCUGUCAGGUGUGUUUGUUGACCAGGGCGAGGAUCCAGAGGAGGAGGUGCAGAGGAGGGAGGUGAAGGAAGGCAUCCAGGAUCGGCUGAACCAAAGUGACCCCCAGGAUCUGCAGACACUGACCGCUCUGCUGGACACACUGGCCAAAGAAAACCAGGGGAUUCGUCUCAUGCAGGAGCAGCUGCAGACUCAGAAGGAGGAGCUGGAGAGGGCUUUGUCGGAGAUGAACCAGCAGGCAAGCAGAGGAGAAGAGGCAUCGAGACUGCAGGAGCUGGAACAGGAGAACGAGAGGCUGCAAAGGGAGCUGGAGUCUGUGCCCGGCCUCCAGGGGGAGCUAGAGAGGCUGAGAGGGGGGGAGGGGGAGGCCAACGACACCGCCCUGCAAGAACGACACGCUGCCCUAGAAUGGGAUCUGCGAGAGGAGAGGGAGCAGACGGCUGGGCUCCUGAGCCAGAGGGAGGAGCUGGAGUCGGAGGUCUUGAGGCUGAGACAGGAACUGGACAAGCAGAGGCAGCUACUGGGGGGUGUGAGGGCGGAGCUUCAGGGGCUGAUCGCGAAUGCGAGCCACGAGGAAGGGGCGGGGUUAGGGGAGGGGCUGGCGGAGCUGGAGAAGAGGCUGGGGGCGGAGCUGCAGGACUGGGAGAGGGGGGAGGAGGAAGGAGGACGAGGGGAGAGGCUGACGAAAAGAGAGGGGGAGGAGAAGAGUCAGGAAGAACCUCCGGGAGCUUUCGGGGUUCCCAGGAAAGAGGGUGACCAGGGGAGGGCGCCGACGAAGCCCAAGAAGGAAUCAGGGAAGCCCUGGCGGGAGAAGGAGAGAGAGAAUAAAGCUGGAGGAGGAGAUGAGAAGUGGGGGACGAACAGGAAAGAGGGAGAGUGGAGGAAGGGAGGGAGGGGGGAGAGCUGGAAGGAAAAGAGGGAGCAGAGAAGAGGAGGGGAGAGGAAGGAGGAGGAGGGAGAGAUGAGGCAGGAGAGGGAGAGACGGUACUCAGUGCAGAGGGAGAGGGAGCACAAGCAUAGAGGGGAGAGGGAGGAGGGGGAGAGGGGGCACGAGCAUAGAGGGGAGAGGGAGAGAGAGAAAGCUAAGAAGCACUGGCAGUCUCCAAGCAUCCAGGAUGCCAAGCCCGGCCACAGGCACCACGACCACAACCGGUUCUGGAAGAACGACCCAGACAGCCGGCGCCACUACCGCCCCCCGCAGGGCUGCUCGGGGCUGCAGGACUGCGCCGCACAGGAAGGGCUGGAACCCGUGAGGCAGCGUGACUUCGAGCAGCUCCUCGGGGCUCACCUGGAGGGGCUAGGGACCGGGAGGCAGGAGCUGGAGAGAUUCGCACAGAGCUUCUUCGAGGACGGGGUGUUCCUGCACACGAGGAUGCUCUUCCGAGACUUCCUGGAGGAUCUGGAGCAGCUGCUGGAGAGGGAGGGGGCGGGAGGGAUCUACACAAGGUUUUUCGGGAAGCAGGAGGAGGAGGGAGAGGAACGAGGAACCCAGGACAGACACAGCAAGAAACCUGCCCCCAGACCCCACCACGAACAGCCAGAGCCACACAAGCACAGCCAGCGACCCCACCAUGGACAGCCUGAGCCACACAAGCACAGCAAGCGACCCCACCACGAACAGCCUGAGCCACACAAGCACAGCAAGCGACCCCACCAUGGACAGCCUGAGCCACACAAGCACAGCAAGCGACCCCACCAGGAACAGCCAGAGCCACACAAGCACAGCAAGCGACCCCACCACGAACAGCCAGAGCCACACAAGCACAGCCAGCGACCCCACCACGAACAGCCAGAGCCACACAAGCACAGCCAGCGACCCCACCACGAACAUCCUGAGCCACACAAGCAGAAACACAAGAACUGGCAGCAGAGGGACAGACCACAGCGCCUUCCAGAGGAGGAGGACUAACCUUGCAGAAGGAGGCACAGGGAGUCGGGUCACCAGGGGGAGCCAGUGAGUCAGCACUCCAGACACUAGACCACACCCCCCCCCAUCCUCCUCCUCCUCCUCGUCCCCGCCCACUAAUGACACCCAAUCAGAGCAGGCACGGAGUGAGCUGGAUUCUGACUCCUCCCACUGUGUGGUUUAGGUUUUGAUUGGAUGUGAUUUAUUUAAAUGCGUCGCUACUGUACAGUGUGAUCUGCAUUAGCCAGUCCCUGUGGCACACAUUUGCACGUUGCACACUAAAAUACAACAGGUAAUAAUUCACUAUCAAUAUUCACUGUAUUGAAGGCAGCUAUGGAGGUGCCUCUCAACUGUUAUAUAUAUUUUAUAGCUGUGUGUAUAAUUGCACCAUGUAAAAUUUCCUAUCAUAGAGUUCACAUAUGUAAUUGUAUCAUUUUGAAUAUUAUAGAAGGGGCUAUACGUGCAUACAUACAUACAUGCAUUACAUAUGCUGCUGUUGUGCUAGGAGAUCACUGCUGUCCUCUACUCUGUGAUCCUGUGUGUUUUGGUUUCUUUGUUUUAAUUAUCCAGGAGCCUCGCUGGUCCAGCGGUUAGAUCGCUCGCUUGCAUAAGGGCUGCAGGUUCGAAUCACGCGUCUCUCUCUCUCUCUCAAGUUUUUAAAUUGUAUUUGUAUGAAUCUGCCUUGUUGAUUAAUUUGUUUUUCUCUGUGUGUGUGUGUGUUGGUUUUUUUAAAUUUUAUUUAUUAAAAUAUUUCAGACGAG